AUGCCUUAUUCCCCAAAUCUUCCUGAGGUCAACAACCGCUACGCAGAGGCGUAUGCUGACCCUCAGGGCGAAGGUGAUGCUCGCCCGACCGCUCUUGACAUCAUUGAGGACGAGGGGCUGGUUGGCAAACUAUCUGACAAGGUUGCUCUCGUGACUGGCGGCACCAGCGGCAUCGGGCUCGAAAUCGUCCGUGCAUUGGCUAAAACUGGCAUGACGGUUUUCUAUACCACCCGAGAUGUUGCUAAAGGGCAGAAGGUGAAGAAACAGCUGCUGGGCGAGGACCCCAACUACAAAUUGGAGGUCGUGCAGAUUGAGCUGAGCAGCUUGAAAAGUGUAAAAAAAGCUGCCGACGACUUCCUCAGCAGGGCUCACAGACUCGAUAUUCUAAUGCUCAACGGAGGCGUUGGUGCGGUUCCUCGAGCCUUCACCGAGGACGGUUUUGAGUCUCAAUUUGCCAUCAACUACCUCUCCCACUUUUAUCUUUUCAAUCUCUUAAAGAACCUGCUCCUGGAAACCGUCUCCAUCCACAAUGUCAAUGUACGUGUUGUAGCUACAUCCAGCACUGCACAUACGGCUUCAACCGUCCUGUCUGAGAACAAUUAUGACUCUCACAACCCUCAGAAUCGCGGCUAUCCAGACGCCGGGCAGACUUACGGGCAUACCCAUACAGCCAAGAUCUGGCUUUGCAAUGAAAUCGAGCGUCUGUAUGGCGAUAAGGGUGUACACGCUAUUAGCACCCACCCUGGUGGGUUCACGAGUGGACUCAUGGAUACUGUUGAACCAAAGACAAGGGAGUAUCUAGAGAAAAUGAUACAGAUGCCGCAUAUCCAGAAAGGUUGGAUGACCGUGGGACAAGGCGCAGCUACGAAUGUCAUUGCAGCCGUGGGUAAAGAUUACGAUGGACUGGGUGGGUUCUAUAUGGAGAAUUGUGGAGUCAGCCAUCCUAUUCCUGACGACAUGGUGUGGGCAGGAGAUGGGUUCAAGUCCUGGGCAUUCGACAAGGAGGGUGAAGAAAAGCUUUGGGCCGACUCGAAGAAGAUGGUGGGCCUGGAAGCUUAG
Messenger RNA from Diaporthe batatas, 1059 nucleotides. RefSeq lists its product as uncharacterized. Lineage: Eukaryota; Fungi; Ascomycota; Sordariomycetes; Diaporthales; Diaporthaceae. The transcript is spliced from 2 exons. Bases 1 to 1059 code for a protein of 352 amino acids. The record is from RefSeq and is a predicted model, not a curated record.